AUCUUGUAGAGCUUUUCACGGCGCAUCGAAUGAUAUAUUGCACUAGGCUUAAUGUUAGAUGGUUAUAGAGAAAUUUUGAUUUUACAGUUAUACUGUUGGUGCUAAAUCGUUGCUUGUUUUCGAGUCGGUUAUAUUCGACUGAAAGCACUCGAAAGGAUCGGAAUCAUCAAAUAUGAUGAUCGGAUGUGAUUCUGAUGAGUUUCGUACUGAUUGGAGGGACUAAAGUUAGUGGGCCGAUUUCCCGUGUUAUGUGGACUUAACCUUUAAUAAAACAUCUCUUCUGUAGGUACGGUGUAUCAGCCGAUAUUAUCGUAUACACAUGGUGCAAGCGUAGUUCCUUUAUUAGGUGAAACUAUUGGUGAAAAGUUGCGUAAAACUGCUGAGAAAUUUCCUCAGCAUGAUGCAUUGAUUUCUGUUUCGCAAAAUUAUCAAAUGAAAUACAAACAAUUUUGGCAACAAAUAACAUUGGUGGCUAAAAGUCUGAUUUGUAAUGAAAUAGAAAAAGGUGAUAGAAUUGGUAUUAUAUCACCAAAUUGUUUUCAAUGGGUUAUUUUACAAUAUGCAAUAGCACGUAUUGGUGCAAUUUUGGUCUGUAUUAAUCCACGUCUUUUAGGUAAUGAACUUGAAUAUCUUCUAAAUUUAUCAAGUGUAAAAAUGAUAAUUGCAAUAAAUAAAAUCAGAGAUAUUAAUUAUAAACAAAUUUUGAAUGAAAUUCAUAUUCGGUGUUCUCAUUUAAAAAAAAUUCUUAUAUUAGAAGAUGAUUGGAAUAUGUUAAUAAAAUCCGGAGAAAAUAUUUCAGAUGAACAACUUCUUACAGCAGAAGAUGGUGUACAGUUUGAUGAUCCAGUUAAUAUCCAGUACACGUCAGGUACAACAGGUCCGCCGAAAGCAGUUUUAUUAUCGCACCACAAUAUUUUAAACAGCGCGUAUUUUGCGGCAAAAAGACUAGGUUAUACGGAGAAUGAUCGUGUUUGUAUUCCAGUCCCAUUUUUUCAUUGUUUUGGUAUGGUUCAUGGUAACUUAGCUUGUACAUUAACGGGCUCUUGCAUUGUUAUUCCAAAUGAAAUAUUCGAUGCGGAAAAAGUUCUGGAAACAGUUGAGCAAGAAAAAUGUACUUCAUUAUAUGGUGUACCAUCAAUGUUUAUUGCGGAAAUGGAACAUCCGAACUUUAAUAAGUACGACUUGAGCUCAUUAAGAACAGGUAUCAUAGGUGGUUCCACAUUUGACAUUGAAACAGUCAAGCAAAUACAAAACAAAAUGAAUAUAAAACAAAUAACAAUAGGCUAUGGUAUGACCGAAGCAUCACCAGGUAUAAGUCACACGUUUACCAACGAUGAUUUAGAAAGAAAGAUAACUGUUGGGAAAGCACUAGAUCAUAUAGAAAUAAAAAUUAUUGAUCUUAGUACAGGUAAAAUUGUUCCUAGAGGUGAAACAGGUGAGUUAUGCACUAGAGGUUAUCAUGUAAUGAUUGGUUAUUAUAAUAAUAAAGAAGAAACAGAAAAGGUGAUUGAUCAAACACGUUGGAUGCAUACUGGCGAUUUAGCUAUUAUGGAUGAUCAAGACUAUAUUCGGAUUGUUGGACGUGCCAAAGAUAUGAUUAUCAGAGGUGGUGAAAAUAUUUAUCCCAAAGAAAUAGAACAAUAUUUAUCCAAAUAUCCAGCUAUACGUGACAUUCAAGUUAUUGGAGUUCCAAGCAGAAUGUAUGGUGAAGAAAUAAUGGCAUGGGUUCAGUUAAAACCGGAUGCACAAGGCAUAACUGAGAAAGAACUUAUGGAUUAUUGCAAAAAUAAUAUUUCAUCGCAUAAAAUUCCAAAAUAUUGGAAAUUUGUGAAAGAUUUUCCAUUGACAAAUAUGGGAAAGGUCCAUAAAGCCGAAAUGCGAAAAAUUUCUAUUCGUGAAUUAAACAUUAAAUAA
Didymodactylos carnosus is the source of this 1914-nucleotide messenger RNA. The record is from the annotation of a GenBank genome assembly. Lineage: Eukaryota; Metazoa; Rotifera; Eurotatoria; Philodinida; Philodinidae.